AUGACGAGUGAACCAUUAAACACAUUUAAUAUAUUCAAUGUGAAUCCAGACCCUAAUGAAAUUUUAUCAAAGAAGAAAUUACAUGAUACAGAAGGAAAAGUCAAUUUAAUAAAACUAUUCAAAUAUUCAGAUUGGAUAGAUUUGAUUUUAUUAAUCAUUGGGAUUAUAAGUUCAAUAGGAAAUGGAAUAUUGCAACCUGUGAUGUUACUUUUAAUGGGAGACGUAAUCGAUAGUUAUAUCUACACUUCAGAAUAUAACAUAAUAAUAGAUGAAGAAGUUAAUCAUAUGAUUGUUGAAGGAGUAAAAGAAUCAGUGAAUAAAGUAGUUGUGAAGAUGGUAUAUUUUGGAGUAAUAAGUAUGGUAUUAAGUUUUAUGAGAACAUUUUCAUUGUUUGUAGUUUCCCAAAGAGAAGGAAUUAGAGUGAGAAAAUUAUAUUUUAAGUCAUUAUUAAGACAAGAUGCAACAUGGUAUGAUUUCCAAGAAUCAGGAGAAUUAACAACAAGAAUAGCAACAGAUAUUAAAAAUUUUCAAGAUGGAAUUGGUCCAAAAUUUGGAAUGAUUUUUCAAAUAUUCUCAAUGACUAUUACAGGUUAUAUUAUUGGAUUUAUUAAAUCAUGGGAUCUUGCAUUAGUUGUGUUGGCAACAGUUCUAUUAUCAUGUUUUUCUUUCACAGGUUUUGAAAUGGUUGCAAUGAAAUAUGAAACAAAAGCAUUAAGUGUGUUUGGAGUAGCUGGUAGUAUUGCAGAAGAAACAAUAGGAAAUAUUAGAACAGUUCAAUCAUUAAAUCAAGAACAUAAAUUUAGUGAAGAAUAUGAAGAAAAAAUAAAAGAAAAUGAACAUUUUAAUGCAAUUAAAGGACAAUGUUUUGGAAUAGGAUUUGGUUUUAGUAUAUUUUUUAUAUUUUGUUCAUAUGCACUUGGAAAUUGGUAUGGUAGUAUUGUAAUUAGAGGAAAAGGAGGAAGUAAAGGAGUAAUUGCUGGUGAUAUUUUGGGAGUAUUUUUUUCAGUGUUAAUUGGAUCUCAAACAUUAGCUAUGGUUGCAACACCACUAAAUUUAUUAUUUUCAGCACAAACAUCAGCUUAUAAAAUAUUUACAACAAUUGAUAGAAUACCAGAUAUUGAUUGUCAAUCUACAGUUGGUGAAUGUCCUAAUGAAUGUAAUGGGAAUAUUAAAUUUGAGGAUGUUCAAUUUGUUUAUCCAACAAGACCAUCUCAUCAAGUAUUAAAAGGACUUAAUCUUGAAAUUAAGAAAGGAGAAACAAUUGCAUUAGUUGGAGUAUCAGGAUGUGGGAAAUCAACUACUAUUCAAUUAAUUCAAAGAAAUUAUGAUCCAAAUAGUGGAAAAAUAACAAUAGAUGGAAAAGAUAUAAGAGAAUUAAAUAUUAAAUGGUUAAGAAAUCAAAUAGGAAUAGUUGGACAAGAACCAAUAUUAUUUGCAGGAACAAUUCGAGAAAAUAUUAUACUUGGAACAAGAGAAGGAGAAACAUUAAAUGAAGAAGAAAUGAUUAAAUGUGCUAAAAUGGCAAAUGCACAUGAUUUCAUUUCUAAACUUCCAGAUGGAUAUGAUACAAUAAUUGGAGAAAAAGGAGCAUUAUUAUCAGGAGGACAAAAACAAAGAAUUGCUAUUGCACGUGCAUUAAUUAGAAAACCAUCUAUUCUUCUUCUUGAUGAAGCUACAUCAGCACUUGAUUCAGAAAGUGAAAAAAUAGUACAAGAAGCAAUUGACAAAGCAUCAAAAGGAAGAACAACAAUUAUUAUUGCACAUAGAUUAUCAACUAUUCAAAAUGCAGAUAAAAUAUGUGUUAUUAUGAGAGGAAAGAUUGUAGAACAAGGAACACAUCAAGAAUUAAUAGAAUUGAAAGGAUUUAUUAUACACUUGCUAUGCAACAAUUUGGAACAAUGA
Entamoeba dispar SAW760 is the source of this 1902-nucleotide messenger RNA. Its product is annotated as multidrug resistance protein, putative. Gene Ontology annotation, cellular component: membrane. Gene Ontology annotation, biological process: transmembrane transport. Lineage: Eukaryota; Evosea; Mastigamoebida; Endamoebidae. The transcript has a single exon. The coding region runs from base 1 to 1902 and encodes 633 amino acids. Gene Ontology annotation, molecular function: ABC-type transporter activity; ATP hydrolysis activity; ATP binding. The record is from RefSeq and is a predicted model, not a curated record.